Rasamsonia emersonii CBS 393.64 is the source of this 453-nucleotide messenger RNA. Its product is annotated as UPF0132 domain protein. The record is from RefSeq and is a predicted model, not a curated record. The transcript has 2 exons. Lineage: Eukaryota; Fungi; Ascomycota; Eurotiomycetes; Eurotiales; Trichocomaceae. Bases 1 to 453 code for a protein of 150 amino acids.
AUGAACUUUGCCCCUUACCAGGACGAAUCUCCUGAAGCUGGGCGGGCUCUGUCCCCUCCGGUCCCCGAUGCGCGCCGCGCGACACCUCCUGCCCCGACGCAAUCCCCCGGUCCUCUCCCUCCCCCGAAUCACUUCAGCAACAGCGGCGGUUUUGGCAACACUGGAUAUGGAAGAGAUGUAGAGGGUGGUCGGCUGAGCCUGGGGGCGUUCGAAACGAGCUUGCCUCUGCGGGUGGACUAUGAGGCCAUGCUGGCAUACCUGCUUCUUCCCCCGGCCGGCGGGUUGUUUCUGUUGCUGGUGGAACAUAAAAGCGAUUACGUCCGUCUUUUUUGGUCGCCGCGCGCAGAUCCUUCAUCUCCUAUUUUCGUGGUCGAGCGUUAUCUCAUGGCUCAUGUUUAUCGGCGAUCUCUUCCUGAUCGGUUUCCUCAGUUUGCAUGCCUAUCGAGAUGGUAA